Emiliania huxleyi CCMP1516 is the source of this 2430-nucleotide messenger RNA. RefSeq lists its product as hypothetical. Gene Ontology annotation, molecular function: copper ion binding; quinone binding; primary methylamine oxidase activity. The coding region runs from base 1 to 2430 and encodes 809 amino acids. NCBI's taxonomy places the organism in Eukaryota, Haptophyta, Isochrysidales, Noelaerhabdaceae. The transcript has 3 exons. The record is from RefSeq and is a predicted model, not a curated record. Gene Ontology annotation, cellular component: plasma membrane. Gene Ontology annotation, biological process: amine metabolic process.
AUGCUCACCCUGCUUCUGCUGCUCACAGGGGGAGCGGGUGUUGAGAUUAAAGUUAUUGACAGGAGGGAGGCAGAGGAGAUGAUGAGGUCGCGCUCGCUCCUCUUUGGCUCGACAGGUCACGCCGAGCCAGAGAAGCCCGCCGACCCCCCACCGACGUGUCCUCAAGGCACCGUGCCCUUUGUGGGUGACGGUAAGGCCUCCAUAUUCGACCAGCUCUCGAUCACGGAGAUCCACACGGUUGCCGAUUACCUAGAGGUCGCAGGUCUUGUCGACCACAGGUUUGCCUCCGGGCUCGCUGACCUCGUCUAUGAGGACCUCCGGGCUCACGGCGGUCGCGUCAUCAUGGACUCGAACGUGGGGAUCGAGUAUCAGCUCUUAGCCCCGGCCAAGGCUGAGGCGGCGGCGUUCCUCUCCGGCGAGUCAGGUAUCCCGCCGGCUCGGUUCGCAAAGGUUACGGUCUUUCGAGGUGCUGCUUCGCCUCGCGACGUGAUGCAGUACAAGGUUGGGCCCCUGGGGGGGGCAACGUCAAUGGCGGCGACAGAGAUGCUGGCCGCUGGCUCGUGGAAGUGGGCACGCCGGCCCGAGAAUAACGCCAUGGAGAAGGCAUUCUGGCAGAUGCCUGUCGGCGUGACGAUGAACACGCUGUCGCGGCUCAUAGCAGCCUCCUCCUCUUCGGGCGAGUUUGCGGGCGUGGACGGCAACCCUUAUGUGUAUUUGAGCUGGUGGGCCUAUCCCGACCUGGGGUCGACUGAUGAGGACCGCAUCAUAAACGUCCACAUGAUGUCGAUCCCGCCGCAAGCGGAAGGCGACUCACAGGGAGGCACCUUGCUCGCGCUGCCCCUCUCCUUUAGCGUGCACGAGGACCCGGACAGGCCGGCCGCAGAGUGGCGGGUCGACAAGGUCGAGUACUGCUACCGCCUAUACGCGAGCGCCGCGGAGCUGGCAUCGCAGUUCUCAGCCGGCGCCACCCCACGCCUAUCAACCAUCGGCGAGGUUGAGGUGUGCUCGGCACGCAUCAGCGAGUACAGCUGGACGCAGAUGAAGCCUGACGAGACGCAGCGCGCGGCAGCGGGCACGGCCCUCAGCAUGCCCUCCGUCUAUGAGCCACAGGGCUCGCGAUUUGCCACCAGCGGCGGCAACAUCGAGUGGAUGGGCUGGGAGCUGCACGUGAGCGCAGACGACUGGCAUGGACUCACGGCUCACGCGGUCAGGUUCCGCGGAGAGACGGUUGCAUACGAAAUAUCGACGAUGGAGGUAUUUGCCUCCUACUCGGGCGUCGGGUCUACGCACCAGGUCUUCUAUCACGACUCGCAGUGGCGCGCGCUGCGCAUCGGCGGCGAAGCGUCGCCGCUCGCUGCUGGGCUCGACUGCCCACACACCGCCUCUUUCCUCAGCAUCACCAGUCAAGCCUCAGACGCCGGCCCCGAGAGGAUAGAGCGCGCAAUCUGCAUCUUCGAGGCCCCAACAGGCGGAUCGCUCUACCGCCAUUACAGCCGCUUCGGCUCGCUCUCUGGCCCAGCCGAGACGUCGAUGGGGCGCGCAAAGUCGCAGCUGGUGAUACGCUCCAUCACCACGCCCGGCAACUACGACUACAUCAACAACUUUGUGCUGGAUGAGGACGGGACCAUAUCCGUCCAGAUGGACUUUGGCGGCUACAUGCUCGCCUCCUAUGCCAGGGACGCGGCGAGCAACAACGAGGAGUACCCGAUGUUUGGCGUGCCAGUCGGCCCGCACACCAACGGCGUCUUGCACGACCACGUCGUGGGCUACAAGGUGGACCUCGACAUUGCGGGCACCUCCAACUCCUUCCAGACAACUUCAAUCAAGUACGGCACGUAUGAGGAGGCGACAGGCAAGACAAAGCCAGCCUACAUUUCGUACAACGGAAUCAAGUAUGCGGAGAAUAUCAUCCAUCCGACCGAGCUCGGCGUGCACGCCAAGGACUACGAUGGCUACGCCGUGAUCAACGAGGAGGCGCUCAAUGCAUGGGGCGUCCCGCGCGGGUACGAGAUUGUGCCUCUCUCGACCACGGCGCGACAGGUCCUCCCAGACGACCACCCACUCAUGGCGGCCGGUGGCUGGAUGAAACACAACAUCAUGGUCACGGUUCGCAAGGAUGAGGAAGAGCUUGCCACCGUGCCCUCCAAUUUCAACAUUGGCGUGCCAACGCCCGAGCGAUACAACAUGGACGCCUUUCUCAAUAGUGAGCCCAUCGUCAAGCAGGACUUGGUGACGUGGAUCACCGUCGGCAGGCAGCACUACCCAAAGGCUGAGGACGUCCCCGUCGUGUCCAACUUUGGCGUCGGCUUCUCGCUCAAGCCGCGCAACUUUUACGCAGCUGCCGCCUUCAAGGACCUGCCAGCGGCGCAGGAGACUGAAUACGGCGCGCGUGUCGAAGCGUGCGCGCCACCGAAGCAGGCCCCGCGUUGA